AUGCUUUCAAGACCAAGCAUCGAACGCGCUUCCUUACUCGCCUUAGGGCUUGUCGCAGGGAGCUCCCUGGUUGCUGCUGGGCCAUGCGACAUCUACGCCUCUGGCAACACGCCCUGCAUCGCGGCCCACAGCACCACUCGCGCCCUGUAUAGCGCCUACACUGGCGGUCUGUACCAAGUGAAGCGUGGCUCAGAUGGAGCCACGACGGUUAUCUCGCCGCUCUCCGCCGGAGGAGUUGCCAAUGCUGCAGCUCAGGAUACCUUCUGCGCCAGCACCACCUGCCUGAUCACAAUCAUCUAUGACCAGUCCGGCCGCGGCAACCACCUCACCCAGGCUCCACCGGGUGGCUUCAGCGGCCCCGAAGCAAACGGCUAUGACAACUUAGCGAGCGCAAUUGGCGCACCAGUCACGCUAAAUGGCAAGAAGGCGUACGGAGUUUUCAUGUCGCCCGGCUCGGGCUACAGCAACAACGCCGCCAGCGGCACAGCCACCGGAGACGCAGCGGAAGGCAUGUACGCCGUUCUCGAUGGAACGCACUACAACGGCGCCUGCUGCUUCGAUUACGGCAAUGCCGAGGUCAGCAGCACCGACACCGGCAACGGCCACAUGGAGGCCAUCUACUUCGGCGACAACACGGGCUGGGGAUCUGGCGCCGGCAGCGGGCCUUGGAUCAUGGCCGAUCUCGAGAACGGUCUGUUCUCCGGCCAAAGCGCUGCCAACAAUGCCGCCGACCCAUCCAUCUCCUCCCGCUUUGUCAGUGCCAUCGUCAAGGGUGGACCCGGCCUGUGGGCUAUUCGUGGUGGAAAUGCGGCCUCUGGCUCGCUAUCGACGUACUACAGCGGUGCGCGGCCAACCGCAUCGGGCUAUAACCCCAUGAGCAAGGAGGGUGCGAUCAUUCUUGGUAUUGGUGGUGAUAACAGUAACGGCGCCCAGGGCACAUUCUACGAGGGCGUCAUGACAUCCGGCUAUCCCACCGAUGCCACCGAGAACUCGGUGCAGGCAAAUAUCGUGGCUGCGAAAUACGCCACAACGUCGCUGACAAGUGGGCCUGCGCUUACUGUCGGUUCUUCGAUCUCGCUGCGGGCUACUACCUCCGGCUACACGACGUACUACCUUGCUCACACUGGCUCCACGAUCAAUAUCCAGGUGGUUUCGUCGUCUAGUACAACCGCGCUUAAGCAGCAGGCUAGCUGGACAGUUCGUGCUGGUCUGGCUAACAGCGCUUGUUUCUCCUUUGAAUCCAAGGACACCGCUGGUAGCUACAUCCGUCACUAUAACUUUGGUCUCUUGCUUGCUGCCAGUGAUGGAACGAAGCAGUUCAACGAGGACGCUACGUUCUGUCCGCAGACUGGUCUCAAUGGCCAGGGUAACACGAUUCGUUCAUGGAGCUAUCCCACCCGCUUUUUCCGUCAUUACAGCACUGUCCUCUACAUUGCUAGCAAUGGUGGUGUUCACACUUUCGAUGCCGCUGCGUCCUUCAACGACGAUGUCAGCUGGGUUAUCAGCACCGGCUUUGCUUAA
Molecule: messenger RNA, 1521 nt
Organism: Penicillium soppii
Lineage: Eukaryota; Fungi; Ascomycota; Eurotiomycetes; Eurotiales; Aspergillaceae
Product: alpha-L-arabinofuranosidase B
Exons: 1
Coding region: 1-1521 (506 amino acids)
Biological process (GO): pectin catabolic process; L-arabinose metabolic process; arabinan metabolic process
Molecular function (GO): alpha-L-arabinofuranosidase activity
Source: RefSeq, a predicted model, not a curated record